This is a messenger RNA of Charadrius vociferus (killdeer), 1771 nucleotides long. RefSeq names its product lipase, hepatic (gene LIPC). Gene Ontology annotation, biological process: lipid metabolic process. Lineage: Eukaryota; Metazoa; Chordata; Aves; Charadriiformes; Charadriidae. The transcript is spliced from 11 exons. The coding region runs from base 1 to 1764 and encodes 587 amino acids. Gene Ontology annotation, molecular function: triacylglycerol lipase activity; apolipoprotein binding. The record is from RefSeq and is a predicted model, not a curated record.
AUGGAUAUAGUGUGGCCUCCUGCAGAUUAUCAGUGGAGCCAGUGGCAGAUCUGUCAAGACCUGGGUGCUACUUACCUCUCCCUAGGUGACACAGAGCUGGCCAUCUCCUAUUGCAAACAGGUACCGCCUGUAUUUGAAGAGUCAAAGGGUGAUAACUCUCAGCUUUCUGAUGCUUUUGACUUUGAACUUGGACGAAAAAAGAUUGACCGUUUUAAUAACACAGUUGUAAAGCAAUCGGCCAAAUUCAGCCAUCUCACUGUGGCCAAUAGGGCUUAUCCAAUCUACGCUGUUAUAACGGAGCCAUUUCUGACUCACACUAGGGAAAUCAAGCAAAAUUUGGCCCAUAGUCCAAAAGAGGCACUGGGAUCACAGAGUCAGCACACUGGAACAAAGAAAGAUCAGCAAAACUUAGAAACCAAAUUUCGACUCUAUACAGAUAGAAGUGAAGAAAGCUGUCAGAUUUUUUUUAAUCAGUUGGAGACUCUUGACCAAUGCCGUUUCAAUGCCUCUCUUCCUUUGGUGAUGAUAGUCCAUGGCUGGUCGGUGGAUGGGAUGUUAGAAGGUUGGAUUUGGAAAAUGGCAGCAGCUCUGAAGUCUCAGCAUAAGCAAAUUAAUGUGAUCAUUGCAGACUGGCUUACAUAUGCUCACCAGCACUAUCCCAUUGCUGUACAGAAUACACGCUACAUAGGACAGGAGAUAGCAGACUUCCUGGAAUGGCUGGAGGAAUCCAUUCAAUUUUCCAGAAGCAAUGCUCAUCUAAUUGGGUACAGCCUAGGAGCUCAUGUUUCAGGAUUUGCUGGAAGUUAUAUCAGUGGUACAAACAAGAUUGGAAGAAUUACAGGCCUUGACCCUGCCGGUCCCUUGUUUGAAGGAAUGUCACCAACAGACCGUUUAUCUCCAGAUGAUGCAAACUUUGUAGAUGCAAUUCAUACAUUCACUAAACAGCACAUGGGUCUCAGUGUUGGCAUCAAGCAGCCUGUGGCUCAUUUCGACUUUUAUCCCAAUGGAGGCACCUUUCAGCCCGGCUGUCACAUCAUGCAUGUGUAUAACCACAUCGCACAAUACGGAAUUACUGGCAUCACUCAAACCGUGAAAUGUGCCCACGAGCGGUCAGUUCAUUUGUUCAUCGACUCUUUGCUUCACAACGACAAGCAAAGCACAGCAUACUGGUGCAACGACAUCAACACUUUCAACAAAGGAAUGUGCCUCAGCUGUAGAAAGAACCGGUGCAACACACUGGGCUACAACAUCAGGGAGGAAAGGCUCCCAAAAAGUAGACAACUCUUUUUGAAAACAAGAGCACAUAUGCCUUUCAAAGUCUAUCAUUAUCAGUUCAAGAUCCAUUUCAUCAAUGAAAUCCAAGGCAAGCAGAUCGACCCAACUUUUACCAUCUCUCUGACAGGCACUAAGGAGGAUGCUAAAAACCUGCCCAUCCCACUAGUUGAAGAUAUUAACGGGAAUAAAACCUACUCUUUUCUCAUCACCCUGGACACUGAUAUUGGUGAGCUAAUAAUGAUCAAGUUCAAAUGGGAAGGAACUGCAGUUUGGGAAAAUAUCUGGGACACGGUUCAAACCAUAAUACCAUGGACAAAAGGUACCCGUCGACCAGGACUUAUAGUGAAGACAAUAAGAGUGAAAGCAGGGGAAACACAGCAAAAAAUGACAUUUUGUUCUCAAAGUAUUGACAACGUUCACCUCCAUCCAGCCCAAGAGAAAACAUUUGUGAGAUGUGAAGAUCGCUUUCGGAGAGAAAACAGAAAGUGAGCAAGAA